AUUGCGUUACGGCACAGCCGCCCCUAUGAAUGUUUGAUGGUCUGGGGCGUUGCAGACAGUGGGAGAUGAAAUAUCAAACCUUGCUCCUUGCCUGGCUUCCCCAGCUCCAAACCCCCCAGCUUUGAUCACAGGGGAGUGGCAGUGUAUUUUCUCCUCCUUUAGCCAAAAAAAUAUUGUGUGUGGAGGAGGGAACCCUCAGGGAUUAAAUCCCCACGUGGGGGGAAUGCAAGGAUGUUGCCAUUCCCACAGCAAGUGCACCGCUCCUCAGCCCUGAUUGCAGGUGCCCAGGCGGCAGUGGCGUCGGGUUCCCCCUGUGCUGGCAGCUUGAUAAAUAAUUAACAGUUAAUCAGGGCUGGGCUUAAUUACCUGGGGGUAACCGGAGAGCAGGUCGUGCCGGAGAGCGCAGCCCUGCUUCGGCGUGCCGGCGCAGGACAUGGCGCCAUGGAGCGUGGCUGGGCACUGCCGCCGCCUUGGAGGGGGCCCUGGAUCCUGCUCCUGCUGCCGGCGCUGGCCGGGGGGCAGCCGCUGGCGGCCGGCGAGGCGGCCUACGAGGAAUGGCGGGCGACGGGCGUGCGAGGCCGGGCGGUGGAGCUGAGCUGUGGGCCGGCGGCUGCAGCCCCACCGGCCGUGGUCUUCUGGAGCUUCACGCCACAGGGAGAGGGGCUCCCACGGGCCGUGGCCGUGGGCUCGGGCAGGGAGGUGGCCAUGGCCCCUGGCACGGGGACGCUGGGCCGGGUGACGCUGCGCAACGGGACGCUGGAGCUGCGGGAGCUGCGGGUGGCCGCCCAGGGCCGCUUCCUCUGCCAGGGGCUCUUCCCAGAGCGGGGCCGGCUCCGUGUGGGCUAUGCCGCCGUCCUCCUGCGUGUCCUGGUGCCUGUCUCCAAGCCCUUCGUGCGGCCGACGGCGGCGGCGGCAGCGGAGGGGGCAGCGGUGGCCCUGACGUGCACCGUGCGGGAGGGGACGGAGCCGCUGAGCUUCUCCUGGCAGCACCAGGAGCCCCGGGGGGGUUCCUCAGUGACCCCUGCGGGGCUGGGGGGCUCCAGGGCAGAGCUGCAGCUGACACCUGCCAACCGCAGCCACACGGGCUGGUACAUCUGCACCGUGCGCAACGAGGUCAACAACCGCAGCAGCGACCCCAUCUACCUGGACAUCGUCUAUGGCCCUGAUGAGCCGGCCAUCCGUGUGGAGCCCUUCUCCCCCGAACAGGGGGGCUUCUCGGCGGGCGAGCGGGAGGACGUGGUGCUGAGCUGCCUGGCUCCCUCCAACCCCCCCAGCCGCUAUGUCUGGCUGCACAACGGUUCCCAGGUGCACGUCGGCCAGACCUACGUCAUCACUGCCAUCGCCCGUGCCCAGGCGGGCACGUACACCUGCCUGGCCGAGAACAGCCACCUGCAGACGCGCACCCAGGCCACCAUCGUCCUCACUGUCUACUAUCCACCAGCCGGGAGCCCCAGCUGCUCUGCCCUGGCCUCCGAUGAUCAGCGGGAUGUGGCCCUGCGGUGCCGCUGGCUGGGGGGCUUCCCCCUGGCCCGGCUGCGCUGGGUGGGCCCCCAGGAGGAGGAGGAGGAGGAGGAGGAAGAGGGGUUGAUGGGGACCAGCUUUUCCAUGGCCACCAGGAUCCAGUCAGGGGCAGCCACCAGGAACGGCACCUCCUUCUCCUGCCUGGCCUCCCACCCCGCGCUGCCCCUGGGGGCUGCGUGUGGGACCACCCUGUGGGUCCCGUCUGGCAGCCCCUCCUGCGCGGCGGCGGCCACCAAGGGUGACGAGUACGUGAUGCUGCGGUGCCGGUGGGAGGGGGGCACGCCGCUCGUCACCCUGCGCUGGCGGGACAGUGCGGGCCGGACCUUGGGCGACCCCGCACCCUCCGCCGCCGUGCUGGUGCUGAGCACCGACGGCAGCCUGGGGGGCCGGGAGUUCGUCUGCGUGGCCGCGCACCCGCUGCGGGCCGCCGCCGCCGAGUGCCGCCUGCGGCUGGAGGUCCCCGAGCUACAGGCGGAGAGCGAAGUGGCGGUGCUGGAGGGCGGCGAGGCACAGCUGGCGUGCCGGCAACGUGGCAGCAGCGCCAGUCUCGGUGCCACAGUGGCUUGGUACGACCCAAAGGAGCGGGAGGUGACGCCGGGGCUGGCCAAGUACCGGCUGGAGGAGGGAGAAGCGUGGCUCAACCUCACCGUCCGGGAUGCCGAGUGGCCGGGGGACAGUGGGAUCUACCGCUGCACCGCCACCAAUGCCGUGGGCGCUGCCAGCCUCCCCGUCCGCCUCCGCGUGGACCGGUACCCAGCCCCGCCCAACGUCACCAUCAGUAAGCUGCGGUACACGCGGGCGCGCACAGAGGUGCGGCUGGAGUGGCGGACGCAGGGCGCCGGCAACCUCACCGGCUUCGUGGUGCAGCGGCGCCAAACCAAGAAGCCCCUCCGGGAGACCCCCAGCCCCUGGGAAACAGCCGCCGGCGACAUCGAGCCGCACUCCCGCGACCGGCGCCUGGGGGGGCUGGACCCCGCGGUGCUCUAUGCUUUCCGCGUCCUGGCCGUCAACCACCGCACGGCCGGGCACCCCUCCGAGGUGCAGACGCCAGCCGAGCCUCCCUUCGAGGCGUACCCGGCGGUGACGGGGGCGGCGGUGGCAGGGAUGUUGGUGGCCACCGCAGCAUCCCUCCUGGCUGUGCACUGCAUCGCCCGCCACCGGGAGACCCUCCCACGGCUGCACGACCUGCUGUUCCGCACGGCUGGUCCCGGCGCCCAGGAGCCUGUGGGCACAACGGAGGAUGCUGAAGCAGCCACAGGCGGGGAGGAGGAAGCAGGGCCAGCACAGGGAGACCCGUCUGCCCCCGGCACGGCAGCAGGUGCCGACGCAGCUCCAGCGCAGGGAGACCCGUCUGCCCCCGGCACGGCAGCAGAGCCGCUCUCGGCAGCACCAGGCACCACCGAUGACCCACCAGUUAAUGUCACCAUCACCGUGACAGCGACACCGUGACCACUCCGGCUUUUGCUCUUUAUUUCCCUCUCCUCUCUCCCACACCACGGGACGGCAGCACCCACCUGUGCCGCGUCAGGCUGCGAGGCAGCUGCUCCAAAUGCAGCACCCGGAGAAAGCCCCUCCGGCUCAGCCCCGGGCCUGCAGUUACUGCUGGAGCUAAAAUAAAUAUUUAGGCUACAAUAAAUAGUUUCUCACCGAUGGCAGGAAAAAAGCCCGAGGGCCGAAGCGCUGCUCUCAGCCCCAGGGCUGGCAUUGAAUGGAGAUGCUGCUUUGGGAUUAUGCUGAGGUUUCUAUGGUACAAAAACAGCCACAAAACUUUCUGUGGGAAGGGGCCUCAUCUUCACCCCCAAACUCCCCAGUUUCAGGCCAAACCGCAGGAGGUUAAAAAUAGUGAUUGGAGAUGGUUUUCCCUGCAUUGGUGCAAGCACAAAGGGAAGCAGGGUCCAAGGAAAGUGUCAGGCAGUUCCAAGCUUUCCUGAGUCUUCAUCUUCUCAUGUGUGUGGAGACAAGGGCACCUUGGGUCAUUUUCUUCUGUAUUUGGUUAAUAAUAACCCAUUGGGAAGUAUCAAGCCACACAAACCAACCUUGAUCAGUGCCCACAGAGUAUCAAUCCCCACACCAGCCAUAAAGCAGCACUGAUCCCUUUAUCAAACCACCCCCAGAAACACAAACCCUACCCAAACUCCCUGCAAAACCAUCACUUCCAAGCACACAACAUUCCAAAGGGAUAUUACAGCUUCUCUAGAAAACAGAGCGUCUUUAUCUGA
Molecule: messenger RNA, 3740 nt
Organism: Vidua chalybeata
Lineage: Eukaryota; Metazoa; Chordata; Aves; Passeriformes; Viduidae
Gene: VSIG10L2
Product: V-set and immunoglobulin domain containing 10 like 2
Exons: 12
Coding region: 442-2970 (842 amino acids)
Biological process (GO): cell-cell adhesion
Cellular component (GO): cell-cell junction
Molecular function (GO): cell adhesion molecule binding
Source: RefSeq, a predicted model, not a curated record